UUUGGAGUUUGAUAUGAUGUGAUGACAGAAUCACCCCAGUGACACGUUGCUAAAUUCCCCAGAAUGAAGGACUGAGUCUUCCGGGUGGUGAUCUCUGAAAUUGCUCAGUGAGCACCCCUAAUUUCGCUGAUUUACUGCUGACAAUCGCUCUCAAUGGAAUCUAAUCAAAAAUCUGGGGAUGGACUGACGGGCAUGCAGAAAGAGGUCUCGCUGCGUGCGCUCAUUCAGCGCACAGGAUACCAAUUACUGCAGGAGAAUGGUCAGAGGAGGUACGGCGGKCCCCCUCCAGGCUGGGAAGGCCCUCCUCCAGAGAGGGGCAGUGAGAUCUUUGUGGGGAAGCUGCCAAGAGACCUCUUUGAGGAUGAGCUGGUCCCCCACUGUGAGAAAUUCGGGAAAAUCUUUGAGGUUCGGAUGAUGAUGGACUUCAACGGCAAUAAUAGAGGAUAUGCCUUUGUUACCUUUUACAACAAAAAUGAAGCCAAGACCGCCAUGAAACAGCUCAAUAACUAUGAAAUCAGGAACGGAAGGCUCCUGGGAGUGUGUGCCAGUGUGGACAACUGUCGUCUGUUUGUGGGGGGCAUCCCCAAAUCCAAGAAGAGAGAGGAGAUCCUYAUGGAAAUGAAGAAAGUYACAGAUGGGGUGUUGGAGGUGAUUGUUUACCCCAGUGCUGCYGACAAGACCAAGAACAGGGGCUUUGCCUUUGUGGAGUACAACAGUCACCGCGCUGCAGCCAUGGCCAGGAGGAAACUACUGCCAGGGAGGAUCCUGCUGUGGGGGCACGCCAUCGCCGUGGACUGGGCGGAGCCUGAAGUGGAAGUGGACGAGGACACCAUGGCAACGGUGAAGAUUCUCUACGUGAGGAACUUAAUGCUGGCCACUACAGAAGAGACCAUCGAGAAGGAGUUCAACAGUAUCAAACCAGGCAGGUUCAAUUACAGCUCACUGGUGGAUGGCUCUCCCGUGGAGGUGACCCUGGCUAAGCCGGUGGAUAAGGACAACUACGUGCGCUACACCCGGGGUACAGGUGGCCGCGGUGGGGCCCUGCCCCAGGGGGAGUACGCCUACACACUGGGCCAGGUGUAUGACCCCUCAGCAGCAUACCUGGGUGCCCCCGUGUUCUACGCCCCCCAGAUAUAUGCUGCUAUUCCUAAUCAGUUCCGCUUCCCCAUUGCCAAGGGGCUUGUGGGGGGCCGUGGCCUGGUGCGCACGCCCUCGGUCAGAGAAAUUUACAUGAAUGUACCUGUAGGGGCAGCGGGGGUGCGCGGAAUGGGUGGUCGCGGAUACCUUGCCUACGCAGGUGUAGGCCGAGGCUGUGCCACCUACCAGCUAAAGACAGACAAGCACCCCGAGGACAAGCUCUUUGACAUGCUGCCAGGCAUGGAGCUCACGCCCAUGAACCCCGUGAAGCCUCCCGGUAUCAAACACACACCACAGAUCCUGGAGGAUGUGUGUCAGAAGAACAACUGGGGGCAGCCAGUUUAUCAGCUUCACUCUGCUAUCGGACCUGACCAAAGCCAACUGUUCCUCUACAAAGUCACCAUUCCGGCUCUGUCCACCCAAUAUCCUAAUGUGCAUCCGUUCACCCCAGCCAAGCUGUGUACAUCUGUGGAUGAAGCCAAGGUUCAUGCUGCGGAGCACGCCCUGCAUACCCUGGGUCUGCAGACAGAGGGCGCUGAGGCCUCCGCUGCAGCCGUUGCCGCAUUCCCAGGUUACACAAUAGCYAACACCUCAGCCUCAGUAGCUGCCUCCCAGCUCAAACAGGCCGUCUCCCUGCACCAGGARAUGGCAGCAUACACUACCUACGAAGGCUAUCCCGCCUUCACCGUGGCAACCCGUGGAGACGGUUAUGGAGUGUUCUAGGGCCAUCCUGGAACGUCAUCUCAUUCACCAGCAUUCAUUCGUAGUUCAGACUAUAUAAAACUACACUGAACAAAAAUAUUAACGCAACAUGCAAAAGAUCCCAGAAAUGUUUCAUACGCACAACAAGCAUAUAU
This is a messenger RNA of Salvelinus sp. IW2-2015, 1994 nucleotides long. Its product is annotated as APOBEC1 complementation factor. Gene Ontology annotation, molecular function: mRNA binding. The record is from RefSeq and is a predicted model, not a curated record. NCBI's taxonomy places the organism in Eukaryota, Metazoa, Chordata, Actinopteri, Salmoniformes, Salmonidae. Gene Ontology annotation, cellular component: nucleus.